Messenger RNA from Striga hermonthica, 261 nucleotides. The record is from the annotation of a GenBank genome assembly. NCBI's taxonomy places the organism in Eukaryota, Viridiplantae, Streptophyta, Magnoliopsida, Lamiales, Orobanchaceae.
AUGUCAACCUUCUUUUUGCUCUCUUUUGUGCUGUUUGCCUACGUUGCUAGUGCAAGAAAAGAUCCUGGUGGGGAGUACUGGAAUCAGGUUAUGAAAGGUGAGCCGAUGCCUAAAACAAUUGCAGAUCUUUUGCAACCAAAUCCUUCUACGGAUUCGACUUCGCGAACAAGGGCUCGUUUCGUUAGAAAUUUCGACACGAGCCCUAACCUUAUAAUAUAUCACAGCCACCAUCAUUUUCAUCUUCAGCCUUCUGCACCUUAA